Messenger RNA from Moneuplotes crassus, 1226 nucleotides. NCBI's taxonomy places the organism in Eukaryota, Ciliophora, Spirotrichea, Euplotida, Euplotidae. The record is from the annotation of a GenBank genome assembly.
AUGCAGAAAGUUUUAAUUAAAAAAGUUUUAGCCAUAUUUUUGGUGUUAGCAAUUAGCACCCAUUUGGCUUCUUGACAACCAGUAGAUUAUAAGAUGAGCUUAAGAGAGAAAUGCGAACUAUACGGAUUUGGGUACGAAGAGUACCAAACCACCACUCAAGAUGGCUACAUUCUCACUUUGAUGAGAGUUCCUUACGCCCCAAACAAUAGAGACGAGCAGGACAAGCCCCCUGUGUAUAUGAUUCACCCUAUUAAUGGACAUGGAAACCUGCUCUUUUAUGACGGCCCUGACCACUCUCCAGGAUUCGAACUAGCCACAAGAGGAUUCGAUGUGUGGGUUCUGAACUUUAGAUUUACCCAAGUCAGUAGAGCCCAUGUCAGCUUGGAUCCUGACACAGACCCGGAAUUCUACGACUACGACAUGGUCACACUGAGGUACGACCUCAUGGCUGACAUCCAGUUCAUCAUCGACAACACCAACUACGACUCUAUUGCUGUCUAUGGGUAUGGCUUCGGAGGAACAACACUGUCUUAUGCCAUGGCCAUUGAGCCAGAGUUUUUCUCAACUAAUGUAAAUAUUGCGAGUCUGAUUGCAGCAGGGCCGUCAUACGCUCACACUCAGUCUCUCGUAUAUAUAGGACUUGCAGAGGCUGAUGGGCUUUUGAAUGUUGUGAGAUCGAUGGGCAUUAACUAUGUGAACCCAACUGAUUUCCCAACAAAUGUUUUAAAUCAAAUGUUCUGUUAUCCUUACCCUCCUCUUUGUAAUGCUUUUGUUAGACUUGUCUCAGCAGAAUCAGACCCAUACAAUGAUGAAGAUGGAUCAAUCAGAAGUCAGCUAUUCCAAGAUAACUCACUUACUAUUCAACUUUCUCAACAUUUAGUACAAAGUGUCAGAACUGGAAGAGUUUCAUACUUUGAUUACGGACCUGAAGGAAAUCUUGAAGCUUAUGGAACAGAAGAAGCUCCACUAAUUCCUCUUGAAGAUACUAUAAACGAUGUAGCAUUAUUAGGUUCAGAAAUUGACCACGGUACUGCUCCAGAAGAUAUUAAUGAUUACUGAGACCUUCUUGGAGAUCGUUGAGUGUUCCUCAAGUAUUAUUCCCUUUCCCAUUUCGGGUUCCAAGAUGCUGAUAAUGCUGAAUACAUCAUAGAUUUGCAGGAUUUGUACGAAGAGUAUGAAGACCCAAGGCCAACCUCAGACUAAAGUUGAUUCUAAAAGUUAUAAAA